CAAACAACAAAAGGGAAGACAAAAAAAAAAGAAAAAGGCAGGCAGGCACCUACCUACCUACCUACCUAACAUCUUCCAAAAUGGCCGACGACGGUCUCCUCCUCAACUUCACCAUCCCCGACACAACCGUCCUCAAACCCGAAAAAACCAAAGUAAAAGGCGGCACAUGGCGGGACCGACUCAGCGCAAAGAAAAUCGCAGCGCACCGAUCGAACAACCCGCGCAAAGAGAAAUCAUCCACGGAUGGCGAGCAGCAACAAACUAGCAACCCCCGGAACCCGAAUCGCAUUCAAGUAUCCGGUCCGCGGCCGGUGAAGAGACAGCGCAUUGGUGACGAUGAGGAGAAUGGAGGAUCGCAGCAGCAGCAGCAGCAACCACGCCAGCAACAACAACAUCCUGGGGGUCCCCGACAUGUCGUAUCGUCGCUUUUCUCGAAGAACCCGAGACCUCGAACCGCUUUCGAAGCGAAGAAGAACGGAAACGAAGAAGAGGAAGACGCCAAGCCGACGAACGCGCCGCUGAUUGAUGGACUGGACACAUUCACGAACCUGGGACUAUCGGCACCGCUGGCGGCGCAUUUGCUGACGAAGCUGGAGGUGAAGGCGCCGACGGCGAUUCAGAAAGCGAGUAUCACGCAACUACUGAAGGAGGAGAGCGAUGCGUUUAUACAGGCGGAGACGGGAUCCGGAAAGACGAUGGCGUAUCUGUUGCCGCUUGUGCAGCGGAUCAUGACAAUUUCGUUGAAUCAGAAGAAGAGGGAGGAAGCGGAGCAGGUGCAGCGCGAUAGUGGGUUAUUUGCUAUUGUGUUGGCGCCGACGAGAGAGUUGUGUAAGCAGAUUGCGGUGGUGUUGGAGGGGUUGUUGAGGUGUGCGCAUUGGAUUGUGGCGGGGACGGUGAUUGGAGGAGAGAAGAAGAAGAGUGAGAAGGCACGGUUGAGGAAGGGGUUGAAUAUUCUGGUUGCGACGCCCGGUCGGUUGGCGGAUCACUUGGAGAAUACGCAGGCGUUGGAUGUGAGUAAUGUGCGGUGGUUGGUGUUGGAUGAGGGAGAUCGGUUGAUGGAGUUGGGGUUUGAGAAGGAGUUGGCGGGGAUUAUUCAGAAGCUGGAUGCUAGGCAGCGGCCGAGUCGGAUUCCUGGGAUUCCGGCGAAGAGGACGACGAUAUUGUGUUCGGCUACGUUGAAGAUGACGGUGCAGAAGCUGGGAGAGAUCAGUUUGAAGGAUGCGGUGCAUAUUCAGGCGGAUCCGGCGGAGGAUGGCGAGCCGAGGAAGAAGGAUGAGGAUGAUGCGUUCCGGGUGCCGGCACAGCUGAAGCAGUCGUAUGCGAUUGUCGCGUCGAAGCUACGGCUUGUUACGCUUACGGCGUAUAUGAAACGGACGUUUAUGAGGAAGGGGUCUGUCAUGAAGGCUAUCAUUUUUGUGUCUUGUGCGGACUCUGUGGACUUUCACUUUGAGGUGUUUACACGGAAGAAUGGAGAUGAGGAGGAGAAGAAGGAAGAGAGCGAGGAUAGUGAUGAGGAGGAUGAAGAGGAGAAGAGGAAGAAGCUCGGUGCUUCGGCUCAUGGAACUAUUGCGCCUGCUACGGCCUUUUCGAAUCCCUCCAACCCGGUGACGCUGCAUAGACUGCACGGUUCUCUGCCCCAGCAUGUCCGGACGGCCACCCUGGGUGCCUUUGCCCGCAACCGCGAACCCUCCGUGCUAAUCUGUACUGACGUUGCGUCCCGUGGUCUGGAUCUUCCGAACGUUGAUCUAGUCGUGGAGUACGACCCUGCCUUCAGUGCCGAGGACCAUCUGCACAGAAUCGGACGUACUGCGCGUCUGGGACGUGACGGUCGUGCACACAUCUUCCUCAUGCCUGGCUGUGAGGAGGGUUACGUCGACAUUUUGAAGAAGGGAUACCGUGACGGCGGAAAGUCGCUGACACGCAACACCGCGGACGACAUUCUGAAGCGCGGAUUUGGAGGAAAUGUCGAGUCACAGAACGUAGACUGGGAGGAGAAGGCCACCGAAUGGCAGCUGGAUGUGGAACGGUGGGCAUUGGAAAACAAAAACUACCUCGAAAUGGCCCGGCGAGCUUAUCAGUCUCACAUUCGCGCCUAUGCCACACAUAUCGCCAACGAGCGGAGCAUGUUCAACAUCAAGGAGCUUCAUCUCGGACAUCUGGCGAAGAGUUUCGCUCUGCGUGAUCGUCCCAGCAAGAUCAACGUUCCUGGUCUCCGCCAAGAACAGGCCGACACCAAGAAGGACUUCAAGGCCGAUCGCAAACCAGUCGCAGGAAAGAAGAGAAAGGCUGGUGGUCACGAUGACGACGACGAUGAUGUUCCUCGUCAAACGGACACUCUCACGGCAGCUCAGAAGAUGAGGGCGAAGAUGAAGGAGCACAUGGCGGGAGCAAGCGAGUUCAAUCUUGCUUGAUCAGCAACUCACAUGUAAAUAGUAAUUGACGACAAAUCAAUAGAUAUCCCACAAUGAGAUUUU
This is a messenger RNA of Aspergillus neoniger CBS 115656, 2474 nucleotides long. It is a transcript of the gene dbp7, whose product is annotated as putative ATP-dependent RNA helicase. The record is from RefSeq and is a predicted model, not a curated record. The transcript has a single exon. Gene Ontology annotation, cellular component: nucleus. Lineage: Eukaryota; Fungi; Ascomycota; Eurotiomycetes; Eurotiales; Aspergillaceae. Gene Ontology annotation, molecular function: nucleic acid binding; ATP binding. Gene Ontology annotation, biological process: ribosome biogenesis. The coding region runs from base 81 to 2411 and encodes 776 amino acids.